Messenger RNA from Morone saxatilis (striped sea-bass), 1724 nucleotides. RefSeq names its product sialic acid acetylesterase (gene siae). The record is from RefSeq and is a predicted model, not a curated record. The transcript is spliced from 8 exons. Gene Ontology annotation, molecular function: sialate O-acetylesterase activity. Lineage: Eukaryota; Metazoa; Chordata; Actinopteri; Moronidae. Bases 43 to 1236 code for a protein of 397 amino acids. Gene Ontology annotation, biological process: carbohydrate metabolic process.
UAGGUGCGUAUUUUACGGUCGCUCAGGAGUCGCGAAAGUCUCAUGAUCGUGUCUGACAGAGUCCUCCAGCUGUGUGUGAUCAAAAGUUGUCUGCUUGUGAUGGUAGUAACAUUGUGUGUUGUUUUUAUACUUUCAGCUUGUGUUCACAACUGUGAUGGGAACCUGCGCUUUGCCUCCUACUAUGGAGACCACAUGGUGUUGCAGCAGUCUCCAGAGAGAGCUGUGCUGUGGGGCUAUGGACCUGAGGGGGCUCAGGUCACCGUCUCCUUGUCAGGGCCAAUAAAACAGAAACCCUUAGUGGUCACUGUGACAAAAGGUAUCUGGCGAGUGAGCCUUGACCCUGUUGAGGCCGGUGGUCCCUACAUUGUGAUAGCAGCUGUUCAGAACGCCACGGCCGUUCUAACAGAUGUGCUGUUUGGAGAUGUUUGGCUGUGUGGAGGACAGAGCAACAUGUACUUUAAAACAUCUCAGAUUUUCAAUGCAUCACAGGAGCUGGCCCUUGCAGCAAAGUAUCCUCAUGUGAGGCCCUUUAUGGCAGCUUUGAGGCUGAGUGAAACUGAGCUGAUUGAUUUGAUUCAAGUGGAGCUUCCCUGGUCUGUGCCCACAGCAAGAGGCGUGGCAGAGUUCUCUGCAGUGUGCUGGCUCUUUGGACGUUACAUGUAUGAGACCCUGAAGUACCCCAUAGGACUGGUGGAGUCCUGUUGGGGAGGCACGCCUGUCGAAGCUUGGUCAUCUUCAAGAGCACUGCAGCAGUGCGAACUAGAGCAAACUAAAGACGGUGUGUAUUUUUGUUUCAGGAUCCAUCCCAGAGACAAGCAAGAUGUAGCCUACAGACUGACUUUGGGAGCGAGGGCAAUUGCUUACAAUGAGAAGGACGUGCUCUUCCUCGGACCUUUCCCCAAACAAAUCCUGUCCACUCACAAAUAUGUCAACAUCACCUACGACCAGACGGUCUCGGUCACACCGUCCAAAGGCAUCUUUGAGAUCUGUUGCUUGGGUACUAAAGCUCCAUGUGAGCCCAAGUCUCCUUGGGUUCCAGUUCCCAUCAUGCAGUGGGGUGUGACCACUGUCCUGUUACCCAAUUUGUGUGGCGGUGAAGUGGCUGCCCUCCGAUAUGCAUGGAAAGACUGGCCCUGCGACUUUAAAGCCUGUCCAAUCUACAGCCGCAGUAGGAUUUUACCUGCACCUCCCUUUAUCAUCAAUGCGGCUGAAGGAAACGUUUGGAAAAGUUACUGAACCAGAAACUGUAAGAAGACAAAGUGAUAAAAAAAAAAGGUGUACUUUUUGUUUCUUUAGGUCAAAAUGAGCUGAUUGGACAGAUAUGAAGCCAGAUCGACCAGACCUUAAGUUCAACAAGGCAAUUCAUGACACUGUGGUGAUGAGCUAGAUGCCGUCAAUAUUCAACCAAUCAAUCCUAGCAGUUAGUCUGGCAGGACACUCACCAUCAUUUUGUAAUUUUUUAUUUUUUUUUUAAAGAUCAGUCUGUCUGCUAAACCACUGAACAUGCUUACUGGAGCUUAAAAACCCUGGGACAGAUAUAUGGCUAUAUAUCAUUUUGGUUACACUCUUGUAUACAGUCUAUGCUGCUACAACCACUGUCAAUAAUUGCUGGACUGUAUGAAUGUAGACAAGUAUGACAAAUGUUUAUUUUUAUUUGAACAACACAAAUGUGUCUUUUUAAAUUGAACAUAAUUUGCACAAAUAAAAUACAAAUCCACAACUAA